Molecule: messenger RNA, 1692 nt
Organism: Cetraspora pellucida
Lineage: Eukaryota; Fungi; Glomeromycota; Glomeromycetes; Diversisporales; Gigasporaceae
Source: the annotation of a GenBank genome assembly
AUGAAUGACUCAAAUAAUUUUCUUGAUCAAGAUCACUAUGAAAAUAAUUAUUAUAAUCGUCGCCUUAGUCACAUUUCACUUUUUGACACUUAUAUUAGUGGUAGAAAGCAUAUCACUUCUUUUUCACGCAUAAAUCAUAAUAGGAAAAGUAAUUCAAGGUAUAAACUUCAAAACUUUGUUGAUAAAAUACUUUAUAUAUUUAAAAAAUAUUCAAAAAUUUAUAAUCCAAAUUACAAAAAAGCUAUUCAAGCGUUAGAAGAUUUACAAUAUUAUGAGGCUAUCUAUUUAUUUACUUUAAUUUUAAAAGAAUUUCCUCGUAGUUAUUCAGUUAGAUGUGAUCGAGCUUUUGCUGCAUGUCAAAUUGGAGAUUGGGAUAAUGCUAUUAACGAUUUGAAUUAUGCUAUUUCAAAAAAACCAAAAAAAAUUCGUGCUUAUUUUCUUCGAUCUGAAGUAUAUCGUUUGAGAUCUAUGUAUGUCAUGGCUUUGGCUGAUUUAAAUAAAUCUUUAAAAAUACAAAAGAACUUUUUUGCGUUAAAAUCACGUGCAGAAAUAUAUAGUUCUAUUAAACGAUAUAGUGAAGCUAUCUUAGACUUAGAUAUGGCUUUAGUUAUGAAACCACAAAAUGUUUUUAUAAUAAUACAUAGAGCAAAGAUAUAUUGCUUACUUGGACUUUAUGAUAAUGCGUUGAAGGAUCUAAAUUAUGCUCUUGAACUUAAUACUUCAAAUUCUGCUUUAAUAUUAGCAAGUCGUGGUAACAUUUAUCGAAUUAUGGGAUGCUAUGAUUUAGCGCUCAUUGAUUUAGAAGCUUCAUUACGAUAUGAAGAAAAUAUAAUGGCAUUGGAACAAAGAGGAAUGAUUUAUAGAUCUUUGAAUAAAGAUAAAGACGCUUUAUUGGAUUUUAAUAGAAUUUUACAAAAAGUAUCUCGAAAUUUUAAUGCACAUAAGAAUAAAGCAGAAAUUCUUAAAAAGAUUGAAAAAUACGAAGAAGCGCUUACACAUAUGAAUAUUGCAUUACAAAUAGAACCUUUUGAUAUUCAAUUAUUAAAAAAUCUAGGAGAGAUUUAUCAUUCUCUUGGUCAUUAUGAUGAUGCUAUAAAAAACUAUAAUUCGGCGUUGAGAAUUAAUCCUAAUGAUGUGGAAAUACUUCAAAAAAGAGGUGAAACUUAUCGUUUGCUUCGAGAAUAUGAAAAAGCAAUAAAUUUAAAUGAAGCGAUUAAACUUGAUCCUAAUAACUUAAUGGCCUGUGAAAGUCGUAGUGCUGUUAAUAGAAUUCUAUGGAGAGAUGCGCUUAAGGAUUUGAAUGCAGCAUUAGAGUUGAAUUCAUCUAAUAUUUAUGUAUUGACUUAUCGAGGAGAAGCAUUGUUAUCGUUAGGAAGGUAUGAAGAAGCAUUACAGGAUUUAAAUAAAGUGUUAGAUAGUUCACCUGAUUGGUAUCGUAUGUUGAAAAAGAUAAAAGAUAUUUAUUUAGUUAUCUCUCACGAAUUUAAUGCAUUAUGCAAUCGAUGUGCAGUUUAUAAUACGUUAGGAAAGUAUAAUGAGGCGUUGGUAGAUUUAAACAAAGUUUUGUUAAGAUACCCAAGAAAUGUAUUUGCGUUAUGCGAACGAAGUACAGCCUAUAAUACUAUAGGAAAAAGGGAAGAGGCCUUUGUCGAUCUGGAAAAAAUUCUGACAAUAGAUCCUAACAAUAUGUGA